AUGUCAGCCAGAAAGGGCUAUCUGCUCCCUUCGCCAAAUUAUCCCACAACAAUGUCAUGCUCGGAGAGCCCCGCCGCGAACUCUUUUUUGGUGGACUCUCUCAUCAGCUCCGGCAGAGUCGAGGCUGGCGGUGGUGGCGGCGGCGCGGGGGGCGGCGGCUACUUCGCCCACGGCGGAGUCUACCUGCAGCCGGCCGCCGACCUGCCCUACGGGCUGCAGAGCUGCGGGCUCUUCCCGGCUCUGGGAGGCAAGCGCAAUGAAGCAGCGUCGCCGGGCGGCGGCGGCGGCGGCGGCGGCAGCGGGGGCCUGGGUCCCGGGACGCACGGCUACCCGCCCGCGCCUAUAGACCUGUGGCUGGAUGCGCCACGGUCUUGCCGGAUGGAGCCGCCCGAGGGGCCGCCGCCACCGCAGCAGCCCCAGCAGCAGCCGCCGCCGCCCCCGCCGCAACCACCCCAGCCCCCGCCGCAGGCCACUUCGUGCUCUUUCGCGCAGAACAUCAAAGAGGAGAGCUCCUACUGCCUCUACGACUCGGCGGACAAAUGCCCCAAAGGCUCGGCCGCCGCUGCCGAGCUGGCCCCCUUCCCGAGGGGCCCACCACCCGACGGCUGCGCCCUGGGCACCUCCAGCGGGGUGCCAGUGCCCGGCUACUUCCGCCUCUCCCAGGCCUAUGGCACGGCCAAGGGAUACGGCGGCGGCGGCGGCGGCGGCGGCGCGCAGCAUCUCGGCGCCGGCCCGUUCCCCUCUCAGCCCCCUGGGCGCGGCUUCGACCCGCCACCUGUGCUUGCCUCCGGCUCGGCGGAUGCAGCCCGGAAGGAGCGAGCCCUCGAUUCGCCGCCGCCCCCUACGCUGACUUGUGGUGGCGGCGGCGGGGGCUCGCAGGGCGACGAGGAGGCGCACGCGUCGUCCUCGGCCGCGGAGGAGCUCUCCCCGGCCCCUUCCGAGAGCAGCAAAGCCUCGCCCGAGAAGGACUCCCUGGGCAAUACCAAAGGCGAAAACGCAGCCAACUGGCUCACUGCAAAGAGCGGCCGGAAGAAGCGUUGCCCGUACACGAAGCACCAGACGCUGGAGCUGGAGAAGGAGUUUCUGUUCAACAUGUACCUUACUCGAGAGCGGCGCCUAGAGAUCAGCCGCAGCGUCCACCUCACGGACAGACAAGUUAAAAUCUGGUUUCAGAACCGCAGGAUGAAACUGAAGAAAAUGAACCGAGAAAACCGGAUCCGGGAGCUGACAGCCAACUUUAAUUUUUCCUGA
This is a messenger RNA of Molossus molossus (Pallas's mastiff bat), 1251 nucleotides long. RefSeq names its product homeobox A10 (gene HOXA10). The record is from RefSeq and is a predicted model, not a curated record. The transcript is spliced from 2 exons. Gene Ontology annotation, cellular component: nucleus. Gene Ontology annotation, biological process: regulation of transcription by RNA polymerase II. Gene Ontology annotation, molecular function: DNA-binding transcription factor activity, RNA polymerase II-specific; RNA polymerase II cis-regulatory region sequence-specific DNA binding. The coding region runs from base 1 to 1251 and encodes 416 amino acids. NCBI's taxonomy places the organism in Eukaryota, Metazoa, Chordata, Mammalia, Chiroptera, Molossidae.